Molecule: messenger RNA, 3977 nt
Organism: Juglans regia (Persian walnut)
Lineage: Eukaryota; Viridiplantae; Streptophyta; Magnoliopsida; Fagales; Juglandaceae
Product: pentatricopeptide repeat-containing protein At5g66520-like
Exons: 3
Coding region: 339-2216 (625 amino acids)
Biological process (GO): RNA modification
Molecular function (GO): protein binding; RNA binding; zinc ion binding
Source: RefSeq, a predicted model, not a curated record
AAGAUGGUUCGAAUUCGUUACAAGACUUCUUCGUUGGAAUGCAAUCAUCAACGUGGCUUACCACCCGAACCUUCUAUCUUAUCUCUGAUAAUUCUUGAUCCUACGUUCGCCGGAAAUUUUGUGGAGGCAGAGGGGCAAGUCUCCGGCUACAAUGGCGAGGGACUUGCCGAUGGGCCCUCAGCUGGAAUAGUGACAUCAAGCGAGAAUUUCCGAGCCCUUGCUGUAGGGGUAGUAACCGCUUACUCUGCACGAACACUCAGCUAAGGAGUGUUCAUUGAUUGAAAAUAAGAGGUUCAAAGUAUAGGGGCCCUCACUGCUCAGGGAGUCUCACAAAGAAAAUGAUCUCACUCCAGCUCCUUCAAGCCGCCCCACAGCAUAUAAGCUCGCCCAGUUCGCACCUUUCACCAUUGCUCGGUCUCGUGUCAUGCUCUUCCAUGUCUCAGCUCAAGCAGUAUCACUCCCAACUCAUACGACUCGGCCUCUCGGCCGAUAACGAUGCUAUGGGCAGAGUUGUCAGGUUCUGUGCUAUCUCCAAAAAUGGUGAUCUGCGUUAUGCUCUACAAGUUUUUGAUACAAUUCCUCAGCCAGAUACCUUCAUUUACAAUACCAUAAUGAGAGGUUACUUGCAAUGUCAACUCCCCAGAAACUGCGUUCUCUUGUACUCGCAGAUGUUGCACGAAUCUGUUACACCCAAUGGAUUUACCCUCCCUACUGUUAUAAGAGCUUGUAGCGACGAUAAUGCUAUUGAAGAGGGGAAACAAGUACAUGCCCAUGUUGUAAAAUUCGGGUUUGAAGCAGAUGUUUAUUCUCAAAAUAAUUUGAUUUAUAUGUACGUGACUUUUCAGUCUUUGGAGAAAGCAAGAAUGGUCUUUGAUAAGAUGCUUGUGCGGAAUGUUGUGUCUUGGACCAGUUUAAUUAGUGGGUACUCACGGUGGGGGUUUGUUGACAAGGCUUUUGAAGUUUUUAAGCUCAUGCCAGAGAGGAAUUCUGUUUCUUGGAAUGCCAUGAUUGCAGCCCAUGUUCAGAGCUAUCGUUUCCAUGAGGCAUUUGCUUUGUUUGACAGGAUGCGAGCUGAAAAGGUGGUAUUGGAUAAGUUUGUGGCGGCUAGUAUGUUGUCAGCUUGUACAGGUUUAGGAGCUUUAGAGCAAGGGAAGUGGAUACAUGGGUAUAUCGACAAAAGUGGAAUUGAAUUGGACUCAAAGCUUGCAGCAACUAUUAUUGACAUGUACUGUAAGUGUGGUUGCUUGGGGACAGCUUUUGAGGUUUUCAAUGGGUUACCCCACAAGGGAAUAUCUUCAUGGAAUUGCAUGAUUGGUGGUCUAGCAAUAAAUGGGAAAGGAGAGUCUGCCAUUCAGCUCUUUAAAGAGAUGGAGAGGCAGAUGGUAGCUCCUGAUAACAUCACUUUCGUGCACCUCCUCAGUGCAUGUGCUCAUUCGGGGUUAGUUGAGGAAGGGCGUCAUUACUUCCAUCAUAUGGUUGAAGUACAUGGUAUUGAACCCAAAAGAGAACAUUUUGGAUGCAUGGUUGAUAUUCUUGGAAGAGCUGGAAUGCUGGAGGAAGCAAGAAAGCUUAUCAAUGAUAUGCCCAUGAGCCCUGACGCAAGUGUCCUGGGUGCUCUUUUUGGAGCUUGUAAAAUUCAUGGAAACGUUAAGUUGGGAGAGGAAGUGGGGAAGAGAGUAAUUGAACUAGAGUCCAAUAACAGUGGGCGCUAUGUGUUAUUAGCCAACCUAUAUGCCAAUGCUGGUAGAUGGGAAGAUGUGGCCAAUGUGAGGAAACUGAUGAAUGACAGGGGAGUGAAGAAAGUUCCUGGUGUUUCCAUGAUCGAAUUGGAGGGUGUCCUCAAUGAAUUCAUAGCAGGGGAAAGUGCUCAUCCUCAAGCUGCAGAGAUUUAUGCCAAGGUAGACGAGAUGUUGGAGCGUAUAAGAUUUGUCAGCUAUGUACCUAACACAGAUGGAGUAUCUUGUUUUGAUAUUGAGGAGGAGGAAAAGGAGAAGCCCCUGUACUACCACAGUGAAAAACUGGCAAUUGCCUUUGGCCUGUUAAAGACUAAACCAGGAGAGACUCUUCGUAUCACAAAGAAUCUGCGAGUCUGUAAAGAUUGUCACAAUGUAACUAAGCUCAUCUCAAAGGUUUAUGAUCGCCAAAUAAUCGUCAGGGAUCGCAAUCGCUUCCACCAUUUUAGAAUGGGAGAGUGUUCUUGUAAAGAUUACUGGUAAACCCAUGUGUGCAUCUUUUGUUUUGCCUGAAUGGACAGGCAAUCAUGUUGGUUGUCCUUAAAACUCAUCAAAAAGGGAUUGCUAAUACAUACUAUAAGUAUUUAUACGUGCUCUACUUGGUUUCUUAGAAGAUUUAAUUAGCAAACCUCUUCAUUGCUUAUUGAGGUUCCCACAAAGCUCUAAGAAAAGAGCUAUCUAUGGUUUGGAUUGUUUGAGUUGGUUAUUGGGUGAAUCUUAUAUUUGUUAUGAGCUACUUGUGGAAGUGGGGUACACUAAACAGGUCACAGGUACCAAAAUUGUGACUGAUAACUACUCAUCUCUGUUGACACCAUCUGCAUGAGGGCACUUCAGAUGGUAACUAGUCUUCUGGCUCUCUCUAUAUGCUCAAAAGUUGGCACGUCUGCAACUAAAUAUAUGUGGUUUGAAAAAGUGAAGCGGGAUGUGAGAAUGACUGAAAGCCAGCUAGUGAUUGGGCUUUCAUGGGAACAGAAGCUGCCAACUUUGUCAUUAGGAACGCAUGGGUCUGUUUACUGAUCAACAAGGAAAAAAACAAGCCCCAUAAUGAGUCUCUGAGCAAAUCCCAAAACCACUGAAGCGACUGCACUUUUGGAGAUCCCAAUCCGAGCUCGUUGAUGGACUCUUCGUCCCUCCGAAUGACCCAAGAAAGUUAAACAAGUUGAUGAGAAAGCAACUCAAAGAUACUGCCGGCAAGAGUUGGUAUGUCAGUGUUUCAACGAGAUUAUAUGUUAGCGUUUUUUUCAUUUGAUACGAUCGGUUGCAGGGAAAGUGGAAGAAAGGAAACAUUGAAAUUGUGCGGAAUUCUCUGUUUAUGGUUUCAAGCUGUUGAGUUUCUGUCUUCAACUGACUCGGAUAGUUUUAGGCGUAAACGAGAGGAGGAAAUUUCUUUUGGUACUCAACUAUCAACAUUCUUGAAGAAGUAUCGUUUUUCCUCCCCCUAAAACUCAGCGACCAAACAGAGCCAAACCAUAGGUUUGUUGACAUAGAUUUUCUGUGGCACUUCUAAUUUUGCCAGAUUAUUCUCUAACACUUAUGGGUUUGCAUUGCUGUGAGUUGCUUGCUCAACGAUUCAACCUCAUGUGCUUUUGGGAUGUGCCAUUUUUGUAAAUUUAGGCCCUAUAGUUGUGUUAUUAAAUGUAAUCUUCUGCAUGAGGUGGUUCACUUCAGAUAAAUUGGAAACUGCCAGAGAGAUUAUGUAGAAGGUUGGGCACUUCAUGUAAUGAUCCCGACCUAUGCUUUAGGGAUUGAUUGGAUUCAUAUUGAGCAUUAUAAAAUUUCUGCUUACUAUGUGUUGAAUGUAAAAUGUGUUAUUGGCCCUAUGUUAAAUAAAUAACCAACUGAAACUGAAAGUGAAAAUUGAUUGAUAUUUCCACAACAUAAAUAGAACUGAAAUUGGUAAUAGUAAUGACUUUACGGCAGUGGUGUUUGUUCAAGCUGUCAAUGACUCUGAUAUGCACCUCUUUUUUCUUUUCCUUAUUUUUGGAAAAAAAAAAACCUAUGAUUUGCAUACUCUUGCUUAUCUGCAUAUCUUUUUGUGACCUUGCACACAACCUCUUGGGUGAUAAAUUUACCCUGCACCAUCAAAAUUAGUUUCCAUGACCAUGUGUAAGAAGAGCACAUGUAGUUUGGACAACAAUCUUUGUUUGUAUUUGAUUUAUUUUUUCGAAUAGCCAGAAUAUCUUAUCAACUGAAUGAUUUUAAUUUUCGCAUGUUGUCUUAUGCUGCUCUCGUGUUCAUGCUCAA